GAGCCUGGGGUGGGUAGUGCGAGCCGGUGAGUGUACCGGCGUGCACGCCGGGGUGGGAACGAGCCGCGUGCGUCUACACCGGCCAUGAGGGGCGCGGGCGCCUGGGCCGCGCUCUGCCUGCUGCUGGCCGCCGCCGCGCAGCUCUCGCGGCAGCAGCCCCCGGAGAGACCUGUUUUCACAUGUGGCGGCAUUCUUACUGGAGAGUCUGGAUUUAUUGGCAGUGAAGGUUUUCCUGGAGUGUACCCUCCAAAUAGCAAAUGUACUUGGAAAAUCACAGUUCCUGAGGGAAAAGUAGUAGUUCUUAAUUUCCGAUUCAUAGAUCUUGAGAGUGACAACCUGUGCCGCUAUGACUUUGUGGAUGUGUACAAUGGUCACGCCAAUGGCCAGCGUAUUGGGCGCUUCUGUGGCACGUUCCGGCCUGGAGCCCUUGUGUCCAGUGGUAACAAGAUGAUGGUGCAGAUGAUUUCCGAUGCCAACACAGCUGGGAAUGGCUUCAUGGCCAUGUUCUCUGCUGCUGAACCAAAUGAAAGAGGGGAUCAGUAUUGUGGAGGACGCCUCGAAAGACCUUCUGGCUCUUUGAAAACCCCCAAUUGGCCUGACCGUGAUUACCCUGCAGGAGUCACUUGUGUGUGGCAUAUUGUAGCCCCAAAGAAUCAGCUUAUAGAAUUAAAAUUUGAGAAGUUUGAUGUUGAGCGUGAUAACUACUGCCGAUAUGAUUUUGUGGCUGUGUUUAAUGGUGGGGAAGUCAACGAUGCUAAGAGAAUUGGAAAGUAUUGUGGUGAUAGUCCACCUGCGCCAAUUGUAUCUGAGAGAAAUGAACUUCUCAUUCAGUUUUUAUCAGACUUAAGUUUAACUGCAGAUGGAUUUAUUGGUCAUUACAAAUUCAGGCCAAAAAAAUUGCCUACAACUACAGCACCACCUGUUACCACCACAUUUCCUGUAACUACAGGUCUUUCUUCUUUGAAUGAAGGUUUAAAACCCACUGUGGCCCUGUGUCAACAGAAGUGUAGACGGACGGGAACUCUGGAGAGCAAUUAUUGUUCAAGUAACUUUGUACUGGCUGGCACUGUUAUCACAACUGUCACCCGAGGUGGAAGUUUGCAUGCCACAGUCUCGAUCAUCAACAUCUAUAAAGAGGGAAAUCUGGCAAUUCAGCAGGCUGGCAAGAACAUGAGUGCCAAGGUCAUCGUGGUCUGCAAGCAGUGCCCUCUCCUCAGAAGAGGUCUAAACUAUAUCAUUAUGGGCCAAGUGGGUGAAGAUGGAAGAGGCAAAAUCAUGCCAAACAGCUUUAUCAUGAUGUUCAAGACCAAGAACCAGAAGCUCCUGGAUGCCUUGAAAAAUAAGCAAUGUUAACAGUGAACUGUGUCAAUUUAAGCUGCAUUCUGUCAUUGCCUUUGAAAGAUCUUUAUUUUUCUCUGUAGAAAAAAACCUCCUAUAUGAAACAUUGAGCAUUCAGAAAGAUUUACUCUUCACAGGAUGUAGGUCUGAGACCUCCGAUAUCACUGAUGGAAGUUCUGCGCCUGCAUGGAGAGGAGCAGAUAUACGAUAGGAAACUGAAUGUAUCGAGUGUUGACGGUUUGGAAGCAGUUUAUUUAUACAUCUCUGUAAAAGGAUAUUUUAGAAAUGAGCCGUGUGAAGAUGUAAAAAAGAGAUUUUAUAAGUGCAAUAUUUAUAGUGAUAUUUGUUUUACCUUCAAGCAUUUGCUCUGAGGUGUUAUAUUCUCUUGCAUUUUUUAAAU
This is a messenger RNA of Hyaena hyaena (striped hyena), 1738 nucleotides long. RefSeq names its product procollagen C-endopeptidase enhancer 2 (gene PCOLCE2). Lineage: Eukaryota; Metazoa; Chordata; Mammalia; Carnivora; Hyaenidae. Gene Ontology annotation, molecular function: protein binding. The transcript is spliced from 9 exons. The coding region runs from base 85 to 1353 and encodes 422 amino acids. The record is from RefSeq and is a predicted model, not a curated record.